CAAGGGUGAUGGGUCCACACGUUGGAAGGUCUUGGGUGUGUUUACUUUCGUGUUAUUCUGCGGCCUCUUUUCACGGUGGUCAUUCGUGUCCUGGCCUCUGGCUCAUUCUCAGCCUGGAGAAGAAGGGCCGAGUGUACUUAGUUGGCUGGCAGACCCUCGGCAUGGAUGGAGUAGAGUGCAUUCACACCUUCGGUGCCGAUUUCCAAGACGUCCGUGGCUUUCUCAUGGGUGACAACAAUGACAUGUUUAACCAGAAGGCAGAGCUCACCAACCAGGGUCCCCAGUUCACUUUCUCCCAGGAGGACUUCCUGAUGGCCAUUCUGCCAUUCCUCGUGGAAACUGACACCAUGGUCUUCAUUUUCAACCUGGAUGAUAACCUCACAGAGGUUCAGGCAUUGGUGGAGCAGGUGAGAGAGAAGACCACGAACAUCCAGGCCCUGGUGCACGGCACCGUGGGGCAGUCCUUGCCGAAGUUCCAGCGUGAACUAAGCACCAAGUGGGUGUUGAAUAUAGUGAGUACCGGGGCCCACGUGCUGCUGGGGAAGAUCCUAGAGAACCACAUGCUGGACCUCCGCAUCGCCAACUCCAAGCUCUUUUGGAGGGCACUGGCCAUGUUGCAGCGGUUCUCUGGACAAUCCAAGGCUCGCUGCAUCGAGAGCCUCCUCCAAGCAAUCCAUUUUCCUCAACCACUGUCAGAUGAUGUCCGGGCUCCUCCCAUCUCCCACCAUGUCCAGGUUGCCCACGAGAAGGAAAAGGUGAUCCCCACAGCCUUGCUGAGCCUUUUACAACGCUGCUCCAUCACAGAGACCAAGGCACGCCUGGCCGCAGCUCCUUGGGGCUGCAAGGUUGUCAGGAGCGCCCUCUCUGGGCCGGGUCAGAAGCGCACCACCCGAACCCUUGGGGACCCAACAGCCUAUAGUGCAGUAAAUUGAUGUUUCUGGGACCGUGAAGGGGCAGAGCCUUGGUCCAGUCCCACGAAGACUUGUGCCAGAGAUACACUUGGUGGUGGGACAAACCCAAUUUUGGGGGGUGGGGGUGGGGCAUUAACAGCCCGGGACCGGGGAAGAGCCACUGGCAUCUUCUAAUCUCAGAAAUAAAACUGAUUGUCUUG
This is a messenger RNA of Myodes glareolus (Bank vole), 1111 nucleotides long. The record is from RefSeq and is a predicted model, not a curated record. NCBI's taxonomy places the organism in Eukaryota, Metazoa, Chordata, Mammalia, Rodentia, Cricetidae.